Molecule: messenger RNA, 537 nt
Organism: Morchella importuna
Lineage: Eukaryota; Fungi; Ascomycota; Pezizomycetes; Pezizales; Morchellaceae
Exons: 3
Coding region: 1-537 (178 amino acids)
Source: RefSeq, a predicted model, not a curated record
AUGAUAAUUUUGUCGCUGAGACAAUUCAAUUGCAUAUCUCAUCUCUCAUCUCUCAUCUCUAUAGCGACUGUCGGAUUUGUCGAGGUUGAUCAGCAUCUGCUUUGCUUUACUAAACUCCCUUACAAGUAUCUCCCCAGCGCAACACCCAAAAUGCCCACCUUCCAACUCACCACCACCCUUCCCUUCACCGCCUCCCAGAAGGCCACCCUCGCCGAAAACAUCACAAACAUCCACUGCACGCUCACCGGCGCCGACCGCGUCGCCGUGCAGGUAAUCUUCCGGCACCUGGCCCCCGAGGAUCACUACCACGGGGGCCUACCCACGGCUGCCGCCGUCGGAACCCUCAUCUGGGUGCACACCAUCUGCAAGAGCGGCCGCACGCAGGAGGCCAAGGACAGAAUCAUGAAGGAUGUGCUGGAGAUGAUUGCCAAGGAGGCCGGUGUGGAGAAGCGCCAGAUCCUAUUCUAUAUGCAGGAGAUUGAUAUUGAGAAUACGUUGCAGUUCUUUGACGAGCUGAGUUUGGCGAGGAGGGAGUAG